AUGGGAUCGCCGCUCUCACCACUUUUGGUUAACGUAUACAUGAACAAAAUAGAAGAGAAGCUCAAGAUGGCAUCACCACAACCGGCCGUGCUCAUGCGGUACCUGGAUGAUUAUUUCUCACUUUGGUCAAAUGGAAGAGAAAAACUGGAAGAGUUUCUUAAGUUUGUAAAUCAAAUUGAUGAAAAAAUUAAAUUCAAAAUGGAAGUAGACGAAGGUGAGCGGUUACCGUUCCUGGACAUUGAAGUGAUUCACUCCAAUGGGAUGCUCAAACGGUAA
Messenger RNA from Protopolystoma xenopodis, 276 nucleotides. Lineage: Eukaryota; Metazoa; Platyhelminthes; Monogenea; Polystomatidea; Polystomatidae. The record is from the annotation of a GenBank genome assembly.